This is a messenger RNA of Triplophysa dalaica, 2091 nucleotides long. RefSeq lists its product as uncharacterized. The coding region runs from base 199 to 1230 and encodes 343 amino acids. The record is from RefSeq and is a predicted model, not a curated record. Lineage: Eukaryota; Metazoa; Chordata; Actinopteri; Cypriniformes; Nemacheilidae. The transcript is spliced from 2 exons.
AACCUUGAGGUUGAAAAGACUGUGUCACUCACUGCUUGUGCCUUGAUGCUUUUGGGUGUGUUUUGGCAUUCCUUCAUUCCGCCCUCUUUGCUGUUGUAUUUGAAGCAGCAGUCUGGCAGACGGCUACAUUAUCUUGCAGACUGAUAGCAGAGGAGCUACCCAUCACAACCAGUAUACAAUCUUCCAGGAUAAAGCACAAUGAACGGCAUAGUUCCCAGGAAAAAAACAAAAGGUGUUGAUUUCUGUGGCUUGAACUACUACUACUAUAUCAUCCGGUCAGAUAUUGGCUGUUAUAUGCAGGCGGGUAAUUUUAAUAAAGGUUUAGAGCUCUCUGUUUUCAAGCUGCACCCCUCCUGCCAAAAUGGAGACCAUUACUUUGGUCAUAAAAAUCGCUACUUCUACGUCAUUAAAGGUAAAUCAUACCGCAGAGUCAGAGACCUGUCCACAGACAGCGAUGCUGCAGUUGCCAACCUUCAUGCCAACUGCCAGGGUGGAGACCACUACUUUUCGGCCUUUGACUGGUUUUACGUCAUCUUCCAAGGCAAGGGAAGGUUCAGAAGAACCAAGGACCUGAGUCUUGACUCAGAGGCUGGAGAAUAUAAGCUGCAUCCCAACUGCAGUAAUGGUCUCUAUUACUGGGGUCUUCCAGAUCACAUCUAUUUCCUCAAGCAGGCCUCAGAGUGGGGAGUGGAAUACUACAAGGGCACCGAUUUGGAGAAAGACAAACGCACUGAUGUCUAUUCUGUUCACCCCGAUGUUCUUAACUUCCUGCCUGGCGGUCUGUCCAUAACUAGAGGUCCAGCUUUUGGCCGGUGGGAGAAGAUUAAAACUAUAACUAAUGACAGCAACACACCAGUGACAUGGGAAAGGACAAUUAUGAAAAGGGUUGGAUACAACAAGGAGAAGAUGAAAGAGAUCACUCACAACUGGAAGAUAAGCGUGUCGGCCUCGAUGGAGUCAGGAGAACUCUCUGCGUUAAUUGCAAAGUAUCAGUUCUCGUUAUCUUCAGAAUAUGGAGGUUCACAUGUCAGCACUGAAAAAGAAAUCUGGGAGGAAGUGACUGAAGUGGGAGAGAAAAUAACACUUGUGCUGAAGCCACACGAGAGUUUAUAUCUGUGGCAGUAUAAGCUGGGUCUCGGUGAAGAAUCGGUCCUGUUCUGCCGUGAUUUAAGGAUGGAUGAUGAGCCAAAUCCUCCAGCUGAAGUCCCGCUGCCGCCUUCAAAAUCAUGAAGAGACAUUCGAUGACAGCCAAGUGCUUUAGUUAAACACCGUAAGCCAGUGGUCUCAAAGGCAGCUCCUGGAGGGCCACAGCUUUAGCUCCAACUCACACCUGCAUAAAAGUUUCUAGUAAUCCUGAAGACCUUGAUUAGAUGGAUGGAGCUGCAGGCCUCCAGGAAUCCAGUUUGAGACCAGUGCCUUAAGUAGUUAUUAAAUUGUGAUUGUAUAUUGAUAAUAGUUUGUAUAUUAGUAGCUUAGUAUAAUACAAUGUUUUUUUUCGGUUAAAGUAUCUAAAAAAUAAUAUCCAUUAGAUGCAAAAUUAUGAUUCAUUCUUCAUCUCACAGACAGAACACUGGAUACUGUCAAUAGUUAAUUGCUACGAAAUGUCAUGUAACAUUUUUACAAGAAGCUUUAUAUGACAAUAUACUAAUAUACUACAACAAUACACUUGUACAGUGUUUUAUAUAUAUAGAUAUGUAUGUAUAUAUAUAUAUAUAUAUAUAUAUAUAUAUAAAAUAAUAAAAAAUGAUCAUUUCAUAAUCACUUAAUUAUGUAAUGAACACAACACUGCUGCAGGAUAAUUUACACUGUAAAUAUUUGCGGUAAGGGUAAAGAUGUGUUAAUAAAUGUUUAAAUUAACAUGAACUAAGAUUAAUAAAUGCUGUAUAGGUUUGUUCAUUGUUAGUUUCACUAGAGUUUUUUGGUGUGUAGAUUGAACCUGGGGCCAGUAUAAUGUAAUGAUCUUAAUUUUAAUAAAUCAUAGAAUCAUUUUUAUUGUACUUUAAUUUAGGCUAACAACGUGCUGAUGGUAUGUUUUUCACUUUAUACCACUUGUUUUCUCUUUAAAUAUGUUAAAUAAAGCUGGUGACUGUA